This is a messenger RNA of Colletotrichum truncatum, 1428 nucleotides long. RefSeq lists its product as uncharacterized. Lineage: Eukaryota; Fungi; Ascomycota; Sordariomycetes; Glomerellales; Glomerellaceae. The record is from RefSeq and is a predicted model, not a curated record.
AUGGACGAUUAUAUGUUCCGCGAGCAUGUCAGCCAGUGCCGCCAAGUCUCGGAGGCGACACACUAUGUCGAGAUCCUCAACUAUUCGGAUCCGUUCUACGAUUCGUCCGAGGAGCAUCCCCUCACCAUGGACGAGUUUGAUAACUUUCUCUAUCGGCGGGGCGCGUUUGAGCCUCCAAAGGUCAAAGAGGGAGUGAAGCUGCUUAGUGGCAUUCGAUUAGUGCUUCAGAAGAAUGCCCAGCACAAGGACACCUUCACGCCUCACACGAUCUCAUUUACAGCCGAUGCGUAUGAGUCUAUGGUCCGAGCUAUGCGGCUGCCAUUCAGGGCCAUUGAGGGCACCAGUGUCGUUGGCCCUUUCUUCUGGUCCGCCUAUGACCAGGACGAUGAAGACCCAACUCUACAAAUCAUCUUCCGCAAAUCUGAUGUGCGAAAGAAGGGCAAGACGCGCGGGUGGGAAAUCAUGCUUUCUCAUCGUUUCAGCACAGGCAUCACAUCGGGCUUCGUUAAGGGCACGCCGAGCUCUGACAUUGUCGCUGCGAUCCGCCAAUUGACGUUCUGCGCGAAGCAGGUAGGGCACCCGAUGCUACUGCCUGUCAUCAUUCUCUCGCACGACUUGUCAUCGCGAAAUGACCAAAAACAGCGCGACGCUCGGGACUGGCUGCGCAGAUUGGAGCACGCUGUGAGCAUGCGCAACGAGAUCGAGGAUGAGGAGGGCUAUGUUAGCAAGGACGGAUAUCUAGAGGUCGACGCCAUCAGCCGCGACCUCGUCGAGUGCCACAGUCAGGUUCUAUGGAAACGGCCGCAGGCGUACCAAGAGGUGGUCAAGGAGCUCGAAGCUGCCAUGGCGCUAUUCAAACACAAGGCCCCCCAAGACAAGUUUACAUUGGAACUGCAUAAACUGCACCGGAGCAUGAAUGCCCGAUUGGACUUUUACAGGAUUAAGCUCAAGGGAAUCGAGAAUUAUCAGGCGACGACGUUGGAAAGGCUUCAUAUCCAGCGAAGCGCGUUGUACAACUUACUUUCCCAGAGAGAGUCAAAGAUUCAAUUUCAAAUGGCCGGUGAGCAGAGAAGACUUGCGCAUGCAAGCAAGAGGGAUAGCACAGCGAUGAAGACGAUCUCGCUACUUGGUGCUCUGUUUUUGCCCGGGACUUUCCUGGCAUCCGUUUUCAGCAUGACGUUUUUCGAUUUCGGAAGAGACGCCGACCCCGUCAUCUCGACAUCACUCUGGGUAUACUUUGCUAUCACGAUACCCUUGACCGUCAUCAUUGUUGUCGGAUGGAUUUGGUUCGAUAGGCGGCGCGAGGGGAAAUUUGCGGUCGAGGAUGCGGACCUAGAGAAGAAUAUCGAGCACAUGGAGGCCGACAUUAUGGCCAUGAUGAGAAAGCGGACGAUGAGCAAAGCCAACACCUGGACGAAGACGCAGUAA